GGUCACGGUCGGACUCCGGCGAGGCUGAGCCGCGGGCGGUGAUGGAGACGGGGGAAUUGCCUGUGGAGGUGAUCACUCACAUCUUGAACUUCCUGCCUAUCCCUGACAGGAAAGAGGCCUCUCUGGUGAACCGAAGCUGGUACUUUGCAGCCCAAGACUCCUUGCGGCAGGAGGAGAGCAUUUUCUACACCAUCCCGGCUUCCUCCGCCUCCCUCGGGACCAUCAAAAGCCUGUCCCGGAGACGGGUUUGCAGCAUCCAGCUAAUCAACCUGGACAGCUCCUCCACCUCCCGAGAGGUCGUCAAGUACGUGGCCGGUUACCUGGGUUCCCACCUGCGCCACCUGUGCCUGCGGGGCAGCAGCUUCACGGAGGCCUGCUUCGAGGAGCUCCUCUUUGCCUGCCCUUGCCUGACCACCUUGGAUCUGAGCGGCUGCAACAGCCUCUUCAUGCCAGGGACUCUGCUUUCCAAACAGGAGACCUUCCUCCGAGCACAGGGGGCCCUGGGCAACCUGCAGGACCUUAACCUGUCCGGCGUGCGUUACCUGUCCGACCUCACCUUCAACCGGUUGACCAAGUGUGCCCCCCGGCUGGCCAAGCUGUCCCUCGCCCGCUGCCACAUCACCUUUGAGUUUGACGCGUACCACGGCUCCCGGGACUACAACUCCUCGGCCCUCCUGUCCUUCCGCAACCUCCUGCGCUUCCUCGCGGAGCGGGCUGGCUGUGUGAAGGCUUUGGACCUGAGCAGCACCAGCAUCUCCAGCCAGGCCGUGAAGUCCCUGGUCCAGGUGGCGAACCUGCGCCUGCACGAGGUGGUGCUCCAUGACUGCCGGGACCUCUCUGACGAGGCCGUCAGCAUCUUGUGUCAGCACCAGCCUCACUUGACCACGCUAGAUCUGAGCGGCUGCUCUGAGCUGACCGACCAGGCCAUCCUGGCCCUCUGCUCCCGCCUCCUGGACCUUCGGUGCCUGAGGCUGGAGAAGCUCCCGCGGGUCACAGACGCCGGCUUCCGGGGAGUUUCGCACCUGAGGUGCCUCCAAAGCCUGAAUGUGUCCGAAUGCAGCUUUGUGAGCUCCAGCGAGCUGGUGAAAGCCCUCAGGGCUAUUGAGGGACGGCCUCCAUUGGUCUCAUUGAAUGUCGCCUUCUGCUCUUUGCUAAAAGACAGCUCUGUCAUCGUGCUGGCUGGAGCACUCAGCCGAAGCCUUCGGGUUCUGGAUCUCUCCUCCUGCACGUCCAUCACCAACCAAAGCCUCCAAGCCAUCUCUACCCACCUCUUGAACUUGACCGUCUUGCGUUUGGCCUGGUGCAAGGAGCUGACGGAUUGGGGCCUGCUGGGGGUCGAGCAGCCCAGAGAGGCGCAGGAUCACUCCAAGGAGGGAUUCUUCCUGCCGCCUCCACAGGAUCUGGAGCGGGAUGCCCCGAUCCUCAUCGACCUCACGAAGCAGGACACCCCGCAGAAGUACCGGGCCUCCUUGAACGCCCUGGCCCGCCUGCAAGAGCUUGAUCUGACGGCCUGCGGGAAGCUGACGGACACGAGCAUCGCUAAGGUCGUCCACUUCCCCGAGCUCCGCCGCCUGUCCCUUAGCCUGGUGCCCAACAUCACGGACACGAGCCUCACAGCCAUCGCCCGUCACUGCCGCGCCCUGGAGCACCUCUCGCUGAGCCACUGCGUGAACCUGACCGACAAAGGGUUUGCGGAGGCAGCCGGCACCCUGCCCAGGCUCCAACACCUCGUCCUCGCUGGCUGCAACCAGCUCACCCCGCAGACCCUGAGGGCCAUCGGUCGGGAGUGCCGGCAGCUGAAGUGCCUGGACGUCUCCAUGUGCGGCGGCAUCAGCAUGACCGACGUCGAACUCUUCCAGUCGCGCCUCCCGCUGCAGACGAGCGUCCACUCCCGGUUUGUAGGCGGAGCAGACCUCUCCAUCACUCUCUGAAAGAGACUCCGUCGGCCGCAGGUGGUCAGACUGGCUCCAUCCUCAGCUGGGGUGGGCUACCCGGGGGAACAGCCCCUGCCUGGUCAUCCCAACGCUCUGCAAUCUCACCCGCCAAUAGGACAGGGUAGCCAAAGCGGGCCAAAUCGCUGCCAUUAAGCUCAGCUGUGCCACUGCCUAUGCCAGGCAGGGUAUGCCCACCUCCCCACCACCACCGCCUCUCCCUAAUGAGCAGGGCUACCAAUCCUGCAGAGGCACACAGUGAGUGGUCAGUAUCUGUAGCAGGAUCGGUCCUGCACUAGCGGAAGCAGAGAGAGCGGCUAUGAAUGCAACAGCAGCCGCCGCAGCCGCCCUGGGUCCUUUGAACUCCCGUGACAUCGUUACUGCCUCUUUUCUCUCCCCACCCCCCACCCCUGCUACCUCUUUGAAAAAUAACCAUGGCAGUGGCUGCUUUGCCAUCCUUCCACUGCCAACCUUUGGCUGGUUCCGUCUUGCAAAAUAAGGCACAGGAAAGAAAGCAAAGUCCCAGCCAGCCUCCACUCUUCUUUUCCCAAAAGGAUGUGCCAUGCCUCUGCGCUGGAGGGGAGGGGGAGAGGCCGUUGCUCUAAUAAAGGACUCUGGCACACCUUUUGCUUCCAGUUGGCUCUUAAGACGCAGACCAGCCCCUGAACCAUCACCCUGCCUAGCAAACCAAGACGUUCCCUCUCUCUCUCUCUCUCUGCGGGGGACUUCUCAAACAGCAGCCCUCCCCACCUUG
This is a messenger RNA of Gekko japonicus, 2685 nucleotides long. RefSeq names its product leucine rich repeat containing 29 (gene LRRC29). NCBI's taxonomy places the organism in Eukaryota, Metazoa, Chordata, Lepidosauria, Squamata, Gekkonidae. Gene Ontology annotation, cellular component: SCF ubiquitin ligase complex. Gene Ontology annotation, biological process: SCF-dependent proteasomal ubiquitin-dependent protein catabolic process. Bases 42 to 1931 code for a protein of 629 amino acids. The record is from RefSeq and is a predicted model, not a curated record. Gene Ontology annotation, molecular function: protein binding. The transcript is spliced from 7 exons.